ACGGUACGGGUAUGACGUGUCUAAGAUGCUCCUUUUCGCCGCUCUCAUAGCUGCCCUUUCAGUUACCGCAUUGUCUUCUCAAUUUCAUGAUCUCAGACAGCAACUAACAGAAGAGGAAUGGCUGACUUUGAUAGGGCAAGAGGAAACAGGAGCCUUGUAUGACAUUGUCCACCCGGUACUGCCGUCCCGUCACCGCCGCACUCCCACCACUCCACACCAGCUGCUCUUGGAUGCUCCUGUACUCCAGAAACAGUUCACCCUGGACCUCCAACCAGCAACUUCUCUCCUGGACCCAAGGUUUGCGCUGGUCAGCCGCUGGGGCAACCGGUCAGAGCAGCUACCCAUGGACCUGGUAGAGACGGACUGUUACUUCACCAGUGAAGGGGAGGAGAGGGCAGCAGUCAGCGUCUGUGGAGGGGUGAGAGGAGUAAUUAAACCACCAGGAGAUGAGUACUAUGUGAUAAACCCACUGCCAAAGAGGUUCACCAAAAGGUCGUCUGACCGAUCUUCUUCUUCUCCUCAUGUGAUAGUCCGUAAACACAUCAGUCAUUUCCACACGGACCUAAACAGAGUGAGAUCUUCUAGUCUGAACAACGGAGACUCGUUUUGUGGAGUGAGAUCGGAGGCAGUGCCUAUCCAUAACACAGGACGUGUGAGGCGAGCAAUUAACUCACCUGUUCAUGUAGAGACUGCUGUCUUUGUAGACAGUGACAUGUUCAACCUCAUGUCCAACAACUUCCCCACUGACACAGAGCGAGAGGUCGUCCGGUUUGUGUUAGCUAUGGUUAAUGCUGUGCAACUGUUAUACCACGAUCCGUCAUUAGGACAGCCAGUUACAUUUGUGAUGAAGCGUUUAGAGAUCCUACACACAGACCCGAGUGGCUUGGUCCGCUACCACGACAUUGACAAGUUCCUUGGUAACUUCUGUGCAUGGCAAAGGGAGGAGAACCCCGUAGAUGAUGCAGAUCCUCUGCAUUGGGACCAUGCUCUCAUACUCACUGGGCUUGACUUGUUUGUACGCAGCAAGAACGGAAAGUUCAGCAGCCAGGUCGUAGGCCUAGCACCAGUAGCUGGUAUGUGUACCCCCACCAGCAGCUGUACAGUCAACGAGGGAAGACAUUUUGAGAGUGUCUACGUUGUGGCACAUGAAAUAGGACAUAAUCUAGGCAUGAGACAUGACGGCCCUCUAGCAGACAACAACUGUGACCCGACCAGCUACCUCAUGUCCCCCACCCUGGGCAGUGGCAAGAUAACAUGGUCUGAGUGUAGCAGACAUUACCUACUACAGUUUCUCAGGAGCCCACAGUCUCACUGCCUCAUGGAUCAUAAUGACCAAAGCCAACUUGAUCAUUCUAGCCACGGAGCUCUGCCUGGAGAGAGGUUCGAUGCUGAUCAGCAAUGUAUGUUGAAGUACGGAGCUGGAAGCAGACAUGCGUCUUCACAGCCUUUACAUGACCUAUGCCGAGAUCUCCACUGCCAUCGUGAUAGAUACACAUGGACCUCCCAUCCAGCUCUGGAAGGUACAACUUGUGGCACUAACAAGUGGUGCCGCAGUGGACGCUGUGUGCCCCGCAGUCUGUCCCAGCUGCAGGCGGGCCCAGUGUCAGGACAGUGGGGGCCCUGGGGGCCGUACUCGGAGUGUGCGUCCGGCUGUCUGCAGGGGGAGCCUAGUGGGCUGGGCCAAGGCAGCACAGGCAUCAUGUUUGCAUACAGGCAAUGUAACAGCCCACGACCAGAAAAUGGAGGAAGUGGAUGCGAUGGAAGUGACAGAAAGUAUCGCACUUGUCUUACAAACCAGUGUGAGAACAUACCCAGGACGACUGUGAGAGACUUUGCUGACGAGGUUUGCCUAAGAGCUCGUGAUGUGGACAGUGAGUUAGUUGGUACAGGACUACAGAAGAUCAGUACUAACCCGGAGGAGGCGUGCACAGUUUGGUGUUACAAGCGCAACGGAGGCUCCAAGAGUAGAGGCUGGACGUUCCCAGAUGGUACAGCUUGUCACACUCACCCUAGCAAACAGGCCAUGUACUGCAUCAGUGGCGUCUGUCAGGAGUUCAGUUGUGAGAGAGGAGGAGAAGACAGCCACAUGCUACUCUCCAGCGAGAUGUGUCAAGUGUCUCGAGGCAAGAGACGGGAGGUAGCUGUAGGAGUUUGGCAGCCAAUCAGUGACUGCUACUACAACUGUGUGUCUCCUGGCAGUGGAGUAAGGCUAGUGGAGCGCAGGUCUUGUCAUCAGUGUAACUCUACAGCGAGCAUCCAGCUGUGUAAGCAGGACACUAUGGUAUGCGGCAAAGUGAAAUCAACGCUGGAGUACGCAACUGUGAUCUGCACCCGGUACAGUGAGAGGGUACGUCGACUGUCUGGUAUGGGGAUGCAACUUUCACCUGUAGUAGAGGACCCAGACCGAGCAUGUCGUAUAGCUUGUCAGGAUGAGACUGUACUACAUCGCUUCUACUUGGUGAAUGGAGAGGACGGAUGGUUUCCUUUUGGCACGGACUGUACCAAGGGAGACACUACCAAAAAGGCAUUCUGUAUACGAGGGAAAUGCUUGGAGUUUGGUUCGGACGACACUCCGCUCCAUGAGUCAGAGUACAUUCUUCCCUCUACAGCUCGUGUGCCGGGGAGACAUCGGAGAAGCUACGACCAUUCCGUCACCAUCACUGCAACAUUGGACAACCAGACAUUGGCGGAGAUGGUGCAGUACGUUAACAGAACAGGAGGCCAAGCAACACGUUUUAUUGCUAAUAGAACUGAAGUUCUUGAUUUCAACAAUCCGGUGGUUGCAGAUAUAUCGGAAUGGCUAAAGCUCAAUGACAUUGACUCAAGUUUUUCUUUAUAGGGCUGUGCUCAAAAUGUACAUACUGUGUUGUGAUAUAAAUGUUUUUCCUUAUUUGCUAA
Messenger RNA from Macrosteles quadrilineatus (aster leafhopper), 2898 nucleotides. RefSeq names its product A disintegrin and metalloproteinase with thrombospondin motifs adt-2-like. Gene Ontology annotation, biological process: proteolysis; extracellular matrix organization. Gene Ontology annotation, cellular component: extracellular matrix. Bases 26 to 2839 code for a protein of 937 amino acids. The transcript is spliced from 20 exons. The record is from RefSeq and is a predicted model, not a curated record. NCBI's taxonomy places the organism in Eukaryota, Metazoa, Arthropoda, Insecta, Hemiptera, Cicadellidae. Gene Ontology annotation, molecular function: metalloendopeptidase activity.